AACAAAGCAAAGAGACUUGGUUUCAAAAUGGUCAGCUGGGUCCUAAGACGUUAGCAGUGGCAAGGGGCGAAGGGGGGAGUCAGGUCCCAUGCAGAAAAAAAGCAAGGGGAAAUUGCUCUAUUUCAUAGCAUCCCAAUGUGGAAUGUUUACAAAAUGCUCAUUAAGAGGAAGGAGGAUUGUGAGAUAGCAACCGAAAUCUGGUGAACAAGCUUAUACUGGAGGAGAUAAGAGAGUGAAGGGCUUGUAUGGGAGGCACCGCCAGCUCUAUCCAAUUACUGGGACCUGGAUGGGGGUGUGGAAACGAGAGGCAAAGACAGAGAGUUGGAUCACAAGCUCCAACUUCCAGACUUGUCAACCGUCAGUGACACAAGACGUUGAUACCCAUUUGCAGGGGGAUAAAAUAGGCGGCACCAGAGCAACGCUUUUGUCGAGUCCUGUGGCCAGCUAGAACGAGGCCAUGGAACCCGCAGGCUUUCAGCUGUGGGCAGCCGUCUCCAUUCUGGUGCACCUUGCAAACGGUAGUCCCAUCAUGAGCCUAGACAUGCCUCUUCUGGAGGAAGACAGGCCGUUCUUUGACGAACAGGAUGCCUUGCUUCAGACUUUGCAGAACGAGUUGCUGAAGGCGCUCAACAUCUCCGACAUCCCCCUGCAAGAGACAGCAGCCAAAGUGGACCCUCCGGAAUACAUGCUGGAGCUCUUUAACAGGUUUGCCACUGAUAAGACCUCCAUGCCAUCGGCUAACAUCAUCAGAAGCUUCAAAAAUGAAGGUAAGGUCUCUUAAACAAGCCUGUUAGGUGUUGCAGUUAGGAUGCAGAGGGGAAGUUUGAUGGGUGAUUUAUUAGCAAAGUGUUCCAGGUAAGCAGGUGUCAAGCUGGUUGACCUGCUACUUGGUGGACCACACACCUUAUCUGCCCAGCUGUUUGACAAAUGACUGCAAGUCAUUUGAACCAUUUGCUGGAUUUUCAAGUGCAUGGCACACCUGGUUUUUAAAUAUCUAUCAGGGAUGCUUUUUGAAAAGGUGACUACUAAUUUUGAGAUCUAAAUGGAGAAUCUCCUCCCAUUGCCCAAGUCUCACUUAAAAUGCUCCUUUGAAGAUAGUCAUGGUUGCCUUAUUUGGUAGCUCAGUGGUUUUUCAGUGUUGGGUCAUCUUUUUCACAUGCAGAAGGACCUAGGUUUAAUCCCCGGGACCUCUUGGGUAGGGCUGGGAAUUUUCCCUGCCUAAAACUUUGGAUUGUUGACAAUACUGAGCAAGAAGGACCAACAGCUUCCCAUGUUCCUAGAAGUAAGCACAACAGAAGUAAUCUGCUUAGCAUUUCCUCUGCAUGAGCUGCUGCGCAAACACACCACUGCGAUCCCACUCAGCUCCCACUGAUUUCAAUGGAUAUUGUGUCAGAGAACUUUCAGGGGGGGUUGUAUAUGUUGUUUUUUAUAUUGCUUUUGAUAACAAAAUCUUUCAUCAAUUAUUAUGCUCAUUUUCUAUAUAAAUAUAUAUAACACAAUGUAUUAGUGGCACAUGAGCUACACGCCAUUGGUAUUUACAUGGGUAACUUGGUCAUCAGAUGUGCCACAUAGUGCACUCCAGAUGUUGUUGGACAACUGGAUCCCUGAACAUUGACUGUGCUGAUUGAAGCUUAUGGAAGUGGCAGCCAUCAACAUCUGGAGGGCUGGAUGAAUAGGACUAUCCAUUCAAAGGGAUACUCUGCUUCCUCCUAGAUACUCAGCUUCCCACCCCAAAAAUCGAUGCAAUAAAAAUACUUCCUUCUACCUAGAAGGUUUUUCCAAAACUCUAAAGAAUCAGUGAUAUCAGAAGCAAAUCCUAUUGGAUUUGAUAGAGCUUACUCCCAAAUAAAUGGGCAGGGGUGCAGCCUUCAGCCAACUAAAAAUAUGUGGGGCUUUUGCAAGUUUUCAGAUUUUGUAUGAAAGCAAAAGAUGUUCAAUGUCCACAUAGCUCUCAGCACUUCUCAAUAACCAUCAUACUUUUUUGAGAGUGGCAUGCUUUUCCUUUCUGUUUUCAUAAUCAGCAUCUUAUAAACUGAGAUUCAGGAAAUGUAGACACAAUGGCACUUACUGAGAUCCUUCAGUUUCCUUUGAAUCGUGUUCUGGAAUAUUGUUUCCAUGAAUGCAGCUUAGACACUGGCAGUCCUGUUGUCAGCUAUGGGGAAGGACUCAGGAUGAACCGAAAUUCUCCAUUUAGAAAUUCUGAAGUCAAUGCAACCCAAACCCAGCAGUCUGGAUUAAUUGAUAUUUUUGGAAGGGUGAAUGCAGAGAGGGACAUUAUUUCCUUUUAAAACAGCUUGGUGUGAAACAUUCCCUAUAUAAAUCGGUCUCCUAGCCUGCCUGCAAAGUGCAACCUUUUCCUAUACAAAUCUCUAAGACUGAAUGAAUCAGCGUGGUGGACCUGAUCACAAAAGCCAUACCAUGAAAUGCAUUCUUAAAACGAGAUGGGUGUAUCCCACUUUCAUGAUGUGCUUCUGACUUGGAGAAGCAGCAUUUUUGCCAAUAACGCUUACUAAGAUCAUUUUAACAUUCCAAUUCGGAAAGUCGCUUAAGCCAAAGGGCUAAUUUAGUCACAGAUCACGGUUGACUUGCUUUACGCUCUCACACUCCAUCUUAACUAACUUGCAAAUUAUGGCACCGCUAACUGUUCAGAGGCAGGAGCCAAGCAGAACUUUAAAAGUCUGCACCAGCUUUCACAGAGAAGAGUCCACUUCAGCAGCUGUGUCUAAUGACGCCAUCAUGAAUCUGUGAGUCUUGAAAAGCUUUGUUGUUGUUGUUGUUUAGUCAUUUAGUCGUGUCCGACUCUUCAUGACCCCAUGGAGCAGAGCACGCCAGGCACUUCUGUCUUCCACUGCCUCCUGCAGUUUGGCCAAACUCAUGCUGGUAGCUUCGCAAACACUAUCCAGCCAUCUUGUCCUCUGUCGUCCCCUUCUCCUUGUGCCCUCCAUCUUUCCCAACAUCAGGGUCUUUUCCAGGGAGUCUUCUCUUCUCAUGAGGUGGCCAAAGCAUUGGAGCCUCAGCUUCACAAUCUGUCCUUCCAGUGAGCACUCAGGGCUGAUUUCCUUCAGAAUGGAUCGGUUUGAUCUUCUUGCAGUCCAUGGGACUCUCAAGAGUCUCCUCCAGCACCAGAAUUCAAAAGCAUCAAUUCUUCGGCGAUCAGCCUUCUUCAUGGUCCAGCUUUCACUUCCAUACAUCACUACUGGGAAAACCAGAGCUUUUACUAUACGGACUUUGAAAAGCUACAGGACUCUUUCUCAUUUUCACUGCAGUAGACUAACACUACCACCCUCCCAGAACAUUGAUUAAAAGAGAUUACUAAUGCACUCAUGCACAUAUGAAAGCCCAGACUGUCUUCAUGUAAACUCCAGUAGAUUUUAAACACACAUUUCUCAACUUUAGAGCUGUCAAGAUGACCUUCACCAGCAAGCAAACCCUUGCGGUGACUAUAGCCAAUGCCGAGGAAGGCUCUGUCCUGUGGGCCUCAUCAGGCCUGCCACAUUUAUCUUGCUUUCCUGAAUUUCAAAAUUUCACCAAGUGCGUAUUUCCUACCUCUUUCUUGUAAGAACCUCCUGUAGAAGCUCUCCAAACAAUUCUGGCUACCUUUGACAAUAUGUGAGACAGAAAUGUAUAAAGAUUUGCCCUUCCUCUAGUUUUGCGUUGGCCUUACUCACUUCUCCUUUGACCACCAAGUCAAUCAGAUUAAGCUCAGCAUUAAAUUUCCAUGGGGGUCUUUUAGAAAAGAUCCCCCGAACUCUCCCAAAACUACAAUAUUCAGGAUUCUUGGGUCAUAGUCAAUCUGGUUGAGUAGAAGUCCCCUCUAGCCCUGAGGUUCCCGAGAUGGGUGGUUCCACCUCCUGGGGGUGGGGCAGGCAGUGGGAGGGGUACUAAGAGGCAGACGAUCAGACUUUUAAAAGCUAGAAUCACUGGAUCAAGUUUAUCCAUUUUGUUGAAUUAAUUAAACUAAAUCAUUUUAAUUGGAUUUUGAAUAAAUGUGCAAUUAACUGUUACUGUUUUGAAUUUUAUUCUAUUGUUAUCUUCAGUAGGCCAUGCACACUGCUAUUCUGAACCAUGCUUUUUAUAGGGUGAGGCAAGGGUCACUGGGGAGGAGUUUAUGGAACCAAGGGGAAAAGGCCCUGAAAAGGUUUGGGACCCAUUGCUCGGCAUAGACGCCCUUUCGUUGGUGAUCCUGGCCAUACAGGGAAGAAGGGUAACAUUUGAUUGCUUUUAAUUUUCAGAGCAGAUUCCGCAGCCCAUCCACUUCAAUGGAAUACGGAGGUACCCUCUUCUCUUCAACGUCUCCAUUCCACACCAUGAGAAAAUAACAAUGGCGGAAUUGAGGCUCUACACUCUGGUGCAGGAGGACAGGAUGUUCUACAAUGGUCUCAGCAGGAAAGUCACCAUCCUGGAAGUGCUCGAGAAUGACCGUGGAAGAGGGAAGGAGGAAGAGGAGAGGAGAAUGAAAGUUCUGGCAUCCCGGCACAUUUACAGCACCGACAAUGAAUGGAAAACGUUUGAGGUCACGGAGGCCAUCAGGAGGUGGCAUCACUCAGACUCCACCACUCAUCAGCUGGAGGUGCAGAUUGAGAGCCGAGGGGGAGAGGAGGCCGUCGGAGGAGGGAAAGCAGAUAUAGACAUCGAUUCGGAGACCAAACAUGAGCCUUUACUCAUUGUGUUUUCCGACGACCGAAGCCAUGCCAAGAAAGAGGAGAAGCACGAACUGAAUGAGAUAAUAGAGCACGAGCAAGAUUUGCAGGACCCGGAAAUGAAUGAUUUCCAUACCAGCCCCAGAAAGGAGAAACUUCUGCAGAUCAGAUCCAACAUAAUCUACGACUCCACAUCCCGGAUAAGGAGGAACGCCAAGGGGAGCAGCUGCAAAAAGACUUCGCUCUAUGUGGAUUUCAAGGAGAUUGGCUGGGAUUCCUGGAUCAUUGCACCUCCAGGCUAUGACGCCUCACAGUGCAGGGGAGCCUGUUCCUUCCCUUUGGACGAUCACCUCACGACCACUCAUGCCAAGGCCCGGACUUUGAUUCACUUGAAUGAUCCCCAGAAAGCUUCUCCAGCUUGUUGUGUACCUACCAAGCUGGAUCCCAUCUCCUUACUCUUCUUAGAUAAUGGGGUUGUCACCUACAAGCUCAACUACGAAGGCAUGGCUGUCUCAGAGUGCGGGUGCAGAUAGUAGAAGGAUGCUUCCCACCCACAGGGCUUUGGGUCCUCCUCAGAUUAUUUAAUUCUUUCAUCUGUAUAUUUGUACAGUUUUGAUUUGUACAGACUUAAUAAGCUUAUUUAAUGAGGCAUGUACAGAUAAUUAGAGACAAAGGAAAUGGGCGACAGAUUAGAGGGGGUGUAUUUUCGCUUUCACGGUUGGCUUGGGGAAAGCAGGAUUGUGCAUUUUCACUUUACUCAAGAGUCAGUUUACACAAUCAGCAGAAUCCAGUGUUAAUUCUCUCCCUUUAUGCCAGAUUAUACCACUUCAAACUGCCCAUGGUUCAAUUCUCCCCCACAAAAUAAAAUGCCUCGCAGUCGUUUCUGCUGACUGUGUGAACUAACCCCCCCAAAUCUGGCCACUGAGAACCAUUUCAGUUCCCCCUUUUUGUGUCCAAAUCAGGAUUUGCAGUAUACUGUACACACAAAGGAUGUUAUUUUUAAAUAUAUUUCUGAGAACGAACUCAAUCAAUCGGAUGGUUAUAUGAUGCAUUCAGAAGAAAUUAAAAUUGCUGGACACAGUAUCGGUAAUGUUGAUGUGCACAAAUCUAGCCCCCACCCCCAUGUCACUAGAAAUUGCCUCAGACACAAAUUGUGCAGCACGCUCGGUCCCAGCUCCUGCCAACCUAGCAGUUCGAAAGCACGUCAAAGUGCAAGUAGAUAAAUAGGUACCACUCCGGCGGGAAGGUAAACGGUGUUUCCGUGCGCAGCUCUGGUUCGCCAGAAGCGGCCUAGUCAUGCUGGCCAUAUGACCUGGAAGCUGUAUGCCGGCUCCCUCGGCCAAUAAAGCGUGCCGCAACCCCAGAGUCAGUCACGACUGGACCUAAUGGUCAGGGAUCCCUUUACCUUCACCUUUACUAAGGCUUUGGGCCUACUCCACCAGAGGCGGAGUUGGGGGUUUGUGCAUCUCCAGUAGUUACAGACAAUGAGGUAAUUCUGAUAUGAUUGACAUGUAGAGAUGAUGCACUGACCAAAGUCCCCUUUUCUGCACAACUUUGUUUAACCUAGUUUUUAAUCAUUUAAAAGCAGAACAGAACUUCAAGUAAGCAUACAUAAGAGAGUCCAGUUACAGACUCAGAUUAUAGAACACCCGGUUACCACCCUACACAACUUUUGAAAGGUGCAAUACUUCACUACCCUCUCCUUUGAAAGAUCAUUGUGCAUAACCAGUUUGGUGGGGGCUUAUCCUAAGACAGACACGCCUGAUUCCAAUUGCAUAAAUGCUGGCAAUUCAAAAUUUGGUGCCAAGAACUAUAUUCUCCUCUUGCAUUAAUGACCUGCUCCAUGACUGUCAACAGAAAUAGACCAAGAAAAUACUGGUGACUUGGAAUUUGUCCCCACCCCACCUCACCCGCAAGACCCAAUGCUCUUUGCAUGCUUGUUGAGAUUCUACGGAGAGGGGAAAUUAUACUGUGCUUCGUGUCAGAAUGGAAUAUCUCUGCGGACAAAGAGAGGGUCUUUGCCUUUAUGAAGCUGUCAGUUCACAAGACGGUGCUCUCUCGAGUCACAUGUCAUGUUUCCGCCACUCGCCCUCCAACAAAUCAUUGCGAUAAGAAGGUGUUGGAGCUGAGAAACAAUAGGCCUGGUGCUUUAUUUAUACUAAGCUGGGAAUUUGUCAGAUUCUUUGGAAAGUGUAAUUGACGCUGAGUGCGCUGCCCUCCGCUGCAACCUACUGUACUGUCUCCAGCCUUUGUUUUACACUUUUAAGGCAAGGCUGUAUUCCCUGGAUGAGAUAACAGGCCUUGCCUUUGAGAGAAUGGACUCUUGACUCUUCAUGGGAAUCAACACCAAAGACAACGUCAAGGACUAACUCAAACCAGCUUAACCUACAUCCAUGCAGCCGUUAUUUAUUGAUAUAUUUAUUGACUGUUGUAAUAUAAUGUAGAAUACAAAAUCUUCUAUUUUUGUGCGGUAUGUAAGACACACGUGGACAAUCUUGUGCACUGAAUCAUACAUGGAUUUUGACGCUAAUAACGGCAAAAAAAAGUGUUACGGAUUUUCUCGCUUGUUUUCUUUUGUAAAUAUAUAAUUUGUCUCUUUUUUUAAUUUCUCGGUGUAAUACAAAAUAUAGUGGCAUAUAGUAUGCAGUCGCUUUUUUCCCCUUUCCCCUUUCUUUUUUGCUAGCCCAAAGUCCUUGAACACAAGGGACAGAUAUGAGAUCCAUGGAGAACACCUGGUACAUAUCACAAACUCUGAGAACCUGCUGUUAUAAGAAUUUUAAGGUCUUAUAUAUAUAAAAUAGAUGUUCAUAAACGUACCAAGCGAACACAUACAUAAAUAUAUGAACCACAUGUCUGAAACGCACAGAAAAGUUCUGGAACCAUUUUCUCUCUCCUCAAAUGACCUCAAAUAUUUCUCUGCAAGGUCGAAGGAAAGGGGAAAUCUGUCCAUUGUCUCUGUGCUCACAAAUCCUGCAUUAAGGAUUUAAGAUGUGAAUAGGGUGAGCCUGUGACCUGUGAUCUGGAUUCAGGAAUUGAUGAGUUAUCAUAACAAAAGAGUGGCCAAAACCCAGGUAAUGCAGUCAGGUAACCUGGCAGACAGGAGAUAAACAACAAACUCAGGAUUCUCUUUUAGACCGCCCCCUGUGAUGUAUGUAUGAUGUUUCUGGGGGUGGUCUGGAGUUUGAGGGUGGGCAAUUUAAAACGUCUAUAUAAGGGUGGGCACACCUUUGUUCUGGGUCCCACCCCACCCCUUGUGUGUGGUGAGCGAGGACCCUGUUGCAACAGCUUUAAUAAAGAUCAGGCUUACUAGCUGCUUUGCUUUUCAAUA
Podarcis lilfordi (Lilford's wall lizard) is the source of this 7968-nucleotide messenger RNA. The record is from the annotation of a GenBank genome assembly. NCBI's taxonomy places the organism in Eukaryota, Metazoa, Chordata, Lepidosauria, Squamata, Lacertidae.